CUUUUUGUCUGUGUGUGUAGACAGUACGAAUCUUUUCUCUGAAAGGGAUGACCAGUAAACUAUUUGGCCAGGACACUCAGGAGCAGAGGGAGAGUAGGCUGGCAGCCCUGGAGCAGAGUAUACAGGAGGGGGAGGAGGCCGUAUUGGAGAAGAACAAAGAGUGUCGAGACUUUUUGCAAACAGCCUGGGCAGACAUCGAACUGUUUAAGGAGCAGAAGGACAAAGAUUUGCGUGAAGCACUAAUCAGCUAUGCCAUUAUGCAGAUCAGCAUGUGUAAGAAGGGAAUCCAGGUGUGGUCCAACGCCAAGGAGUGUUUCAAUAAAAUGUGAGCCACUUACCCAGCCAAUCACACUUCGCACCAAAACAAUAGCCAAUCAGAUUGUACAGAGUGGAAGCGCCAGCCAGUCGUUGUCCUUCCGUCUAAUGGAAAUAGGACGUGGGAGCCCAAACAAUGCGCUAAAUUGAAGCUGCUGAGGAUAAUUGUUCCCCUUUUCUCUUUCUUCCUCCCAGACAAACAUGCACACCCACAUUCAUUUAGAAAAAGAUAGCAAGUUGGAGUCAUUUAGUGAGUCCAUGCCUUUCUAAAGUUUCUUAAUGCUACCACUGCUGAUUUUGCUGUCGUGCUGCAGUUUUCCAUAUUCUUCAUGAUUUGCCAAGCUGAGAGCUCAUCUAAUGUCCUGCGCUGAUCAUUUUUGGGGGGGAAUCCCUGCUCAUUGAAUCUGAGUUGUAAACCCUUCUUUAAAAUAUUCUUUGCUUUGAAAAUAAGGGAUGCCAAGCAGAGAGCUACUUAACAUGCAGUCAUGAAAAGCUGUACAAUACAGCCAGGGGUUCAUAUGACUUGUUUCAGAAUUAACUGCCUCAGAGAAAUUGAAACAAACUGUGGUGGGCUUUCUUACUUAUUAAACUGCAGCUUGCUGUCGACUGACAAUAUUGGCAAUGAAAUGAAGAAUGGUGAAAGAAAACCUGUCAGAUGGCACUAUUGACCAGCAUCUUGUUUACGUUGGCACUUACUUGUCACCGUGCUAAAUCUAUAACUUUGGUGAUAACUCAGUAAUUCAUAAUUGUCUAUGUGCAUCUUUAGGCAGGGAUAUUUUGUAGCAACUGGCCCCCAGGAAUUAUCCAGAAAAAUGUCUUACUUUGAUUGUUUGGAUUUCUACAUAAUAAAUAUGUCAUAAAAAACAAAAUGCAAUCAAUUCAACUGUAAGGCAAGGAAACAUGGAGUACACUAAAAAAAACACAACUACACAUUCACAUGUACUUAUUUCCCUUUUCCAGAUUCGAUACACAUGUUGCUAUUGAUCGAUAGUUGACCAAAGUGUUUAUGACCAAUUAUGUGCCUGUAUAGUACAGAUCAGGUGGGAAGCACAGGAGACUGACGCAGUUGUUUUGGUUAUUUUUUUUAUUUGUGCCGAAAACAAAAGAGCCAUGAUGAAGUGUAGCCAGAAAGUCCUGAGAAUGUUUUUUGACUAAAGAGUUAAAGCAAAAAACACACUCGCUUCCUCUUUUCUUUACCGUCAAUAGUAAUAGGUUUAAUACGAACAUUGUUUUUUUACAACAAGGGAGGAGCAAAAAAGAAUAGUUUGACCUACUCUGCCUCACAUGUUUUUCUGAUUUGAACUCACUGCACUAAACAGACCUUCGUUAAAAUGAUGUGGAAUCUCUUUGGUAUUUUUAGGUUCAAGAUUCUCAGUCUGGCUUCAUACAUAUGCUAUAGAUUUACUAUACAUGUAAGACUUCUGCUUCAUUUACAAUCUAUAGUCAGAGUUUGGAAAAUCUAACAUCUGAAACUCAUACUGAGAUUAUUUUCUGUCUGCAAAUCUUUUUUUUUUGAAUGAACACAAUCAGUUUGCUGUAAUCAUCCUAAAUUGAAGCU
Messenger RNA from Paralichthys olivaceus (Japanese flounder), 1873 nucleotides. The record is from RefSeq and is a predicted model, not a curated record. Lineage: Eukaryota; Metazoa; Chordata; Actinopteri; Pleuronectiformes; Paralichthyidae.